AUGCGAGCCUCCAUUACUCUGCUUACCGCAUUCCUCGCCGCAGCCGUGGCCCAGGACUACCCCUUCACCGAAUACAUCUGCGAAACCACCGACGGCAGCCCCUACCUGCACCACGUGAACCAGCUCAUCGACGGGCUGGCCGGCGCCGCCGAAGGCGAGAGACUCUGCAACACCGGCAGCGGCUGUGGCGAAACCAUCACGGCCUACUCUGGUGGCGGUGGUGCGGGCCUUAUGCUCUGUGGUGAUUCCUACCGAUGCGGUCUCAGCGAUAACCUCCCUUGUGCAGGAAACGCCUGCGGUGGUAUCUACGCCCGCGUCGCAAGCGAGGCUGUUGCCGGCCUCCGGGACCAGUGCCAGGGGCCUGACUCGAAUGGGGACACUCGCGUGGGUGGUAAGCAGGUGACGCACUAUAGUGCGGAUUAUGAGUCCGAGAUUAGAGUCUUUAGCCGCCCUGGCUAG
Molecule: messenger RNA, 459 nt
Organism: Aspergillus versicolor CBS 583.65
Lineage: Eukaryota; Fungi; Ascomycota; Eurotiomycetes; Eurotiales; Aspergillaceae
Exons: 2
Coding region: 1-459 (152 amino acids)
Source: RefSeq, a predicted model, not a curated record